AACCUGAGCGCUAGCAGCAGCAGCAGGACCGGAGACUCUGUCCGCGGCUCGGAUGUCUGCCGGACGGAGCCUCGAGUGAAACGGGGGCUUCUUCCGCGACUCCCAAACGAGACCACUUCACCCCAUUCUCAUCUUUUUUCUUUCUUUUUUUUUUUUUUUUAAAUAUAAAUUUCUCCUCCAUUUCGGACAGGAAGCCACCCGCUCCCCUUCACCAUGGCUUCCAACUUCAACGACAUAGUGAAGCAGGGCUACGUGCGGAUCCGGAGUAAGAAGCUGGGGAUCUUCAGGAGGUGUUGGCUGGUGUUCAAGAAGGCCUCCAGUAAAGGACCCAGACGGUUAGAAAAGUACCCGGAUGAGAAGGCAGCUUACUUCAGGAGCUUCCACAAGAUCACUGAGCUCCACAACAUCAAGAACAUCACCCGGAUGCCACGGGAGACAAAAAAGCAUGCUGUUGCAAUCAUUUUCUGCGAUGACACAUCCAAGACAUUUUCCUGUGAAUCAGAGCUGGAUGCUGAGGAAUGGUGCAAGCUGCUGUGCCUGGAGUGCCUGGGCAGCCGUCUCAACGACAUCAGCCUGGGAGAGCCGGACCUGUUAGCAGCGGGGGUGCAGCGGGAGCAGAACGAGCGAUUCAACGUGUACCUCAUGCCCACGCCCAACCUGGACAUCUACGGGGAGUGCACCAUGCAGAUCACACAUGAAAACAUCUACCUGUGGGACAUUCACAACGCUCGCCUCAAACUCGUCAUGUGGCCCCUCAGCUCCCUGCGCCGAUACGGUCGAGACUCCACCUGGUUCACCUUCGAGUCGGGAAGGAUGUGUGACACAGGAGAGGGUUUGUUCACGUUCCAAACACGGGAGGGGGAGAUGAUCUACCAGCGUGUACACUCGGCCACGCUCGCCAUCGCCCAGCAGCAUGAGAGGAUGAUGGAGGAGAUGGAAAAGAGCUCCCAGAUCCAUUCCAGAGAGACGUUAACCAAGUCCAUUUCCUUGCCACGAAGCGCCUACUGGCAGCACAUCACGCGUCAAACCAGUGUGGGGGAUCUCUACAGUUUCCAAGAAACCGGGCUGUCAAUGACUUUUAUCCCCCGAGCGCAGACGUUCUCCAGCUUUCUGUCCGAGCCCGAUGAGGAGGCGAGCCCGCAGCAGGAAGAAGCACCGUCGCCCUCAAGUGGCCGUCGCUCCAGUUGCAGCCUCAGAGCGUUUCAAUGACAGAGAACCGCUCGGCCAACUGUGGACACUUAACCCGCCGCUGUAGAGAGGAUGUAAAAAACAAAACAAAAAAUCUGUAUAGCCACACGUGUAAUAUAUUACUUCUUGGCGAUACCUGCAAACAAUAGUGUCAACUGUAGAGCAAGUGGUUCAUGAGAAGGAUCUAGAGGAACACUGCAUCCUUUCUUGUGUGAUGAGGUAGUUUCAAAGAUUGCACCAAAAAUCUUUUUAAGUGUAACUUUUAUGUUAUUUCCUGUUGUGACAUGCAUGACCCACCUUCUACCGUUUCUUUUUUUUUUUUUUUUUUUCCAAUCUAGCACUUGUCAGGAUGUUGAAGGCACUAACACCCGGGAUCCACUUUAAUGAAAUAUUGGGGGGGGGUGUUUUGUUCUGAAGUUGAUGGGAUCACAUCAGGCUCGACCUAAGAGGGUGCUGCCUCAGCAACCAGUUCACGUGAGACUUCACCAGUUGUGACACACAACCCUCCAACACCCACCAGCUCGGCUUUCUCUCCAGAAUGUGAAAUUGAUCACUGCCUCGCACCAAAACAGCUUGACGUCCAUGGCGGCGGUGAAUCAGCUAAACUCCAUAAUCGGCUACAACCAGCAAAAGGAAACGUCAUUGAGAAAUGAGCCUCAAGGAUAAAGAGGCGGGCCGCCGCGUCAGAGAUGAUAAAAGUGCAACCGUUUCACAGGCUCUUGCUUUAAGCCGCCAGCUUUUACCUUUUACCACAGCAAUUUGAUUUUAAUCACUUCUCAGCUCUUCAGCGGUGACAAACAUACGGCAAAUAUGUGGGAAGUUACACAAGCAAAAGGUGGCUGGGUGGGGUAAGUCGUGCAGAGCAAAAGCAAUCAUCAUCUUUCAUCGGGGAAAUUAGACAUGCAGGCAAUCAACAACCUAAAAAGGUGUUUAUUUGUUGUCUUGCUUAACUUAAGACUGCUAUAGAGAUCUGUCAUAUCACUGGAGAUGAUCUGUGAAUAUAUACACGUCAGUGUUCCAACACCACCAAGCAACACCCACCCACAAACACCCUGAAUCACAAACACCUCGUUGGAGUCUGACGGAUAAGUUGGCUGGCCCGACAUAAGCUAUUAGCCGAUUUAUCAAUAACUAUAAUUGCUGGUAAAUGAAAAUUAAGAAAAGUGAAAGAUGAGAUGGGUUAAAACAACAACAACCAUCUUUCAAUGAUGUUUUGAUUGCUAAUGUUGCGUAGAUUGUCCACCAGAGGACACUCUGCAGCUACCUGUUGGUGAUGUGUGAAAUGCCACAAACUUUCAUAAAAAACUGAGCUUUAAUAAUAUUUAGUUGUUCAAAGUGAUACUUGUUGUGAAGAUAAAAAAAAGUUUAUAUUUAAACUGCACUGUCGUACCUUAGUGAUUCUUAAAUAGCACUUAUCACAUAUUUUAAGGAAAUGUGUUUAUGUUGCACUUCUGGAAGAAAAACCAAUAUAUCGGCUGACAUGUCAAGAUAUCAGAGUUUUAAAUUUGGUCUUAAAAAUGCUAUUUCUGCUGUAGUCACGUGUAACUGGCACAAACAUCAGGUGAAGUCAGGCAGACGGGACACUUUCAGAGGAGGGAUGGCAGGGUACAUGAAGGGAAGUUAUUUCACUAAUAAGGAGGAUUACUUCUCCCUCAGUGAUUAUAAAAUACGGAUGUAUUCUCAGUUCAGAAGUAAAGCAGAUGGCUUUUUCAGUCUUAUGGCAAAACGAUUGUUAGAUUGUAUUACAGUCCAUCAUAAAAGUCCCCUCCUUUUAUUACCUCAGUGGUGCAUUUGUUUUUUUAAUGCAGCAUAAUGGUCACAUUUAGGGUCAUGGCAACCACACACUAGAAGACAUUUCAAAAGACUAAAAACUUGGCACCUUAUAGGAAGACACCUGUCUUCAUGACUUUCUUCUGACUGGAAAUUUGUCCGCAACCUUGAAACCGCUUGUAAAAUCACUGCGUGCAAGCUCAGCUUAAAAUAGUCCCAAAGGCGUGGUAUUUUGGGGAAGGUCAGCUCCUGUCAACGCCAACCCUCACCUUUGGCAAAGUAUUGGCGGUCAGAAGCUAAAACAGGCGGCUUUCAAAGUAAACCACAAACCAACGGGUGAUGUCACAUCGGUCACGGUCACAUUUUAUACAAGUCCAUGAUCUCCCCUCAUUGAUCUCUGUGGCAGAGGUCAACGAGCAGCAGGCGUCGUUGUCGCGGUAACCAGGUCUGCUGCUGCGCCUGUUUUCCAUCUGAUAGCAUCAAUGUGUGCAAAGGGAACGAGACUUUCAAAAUAAGUUCAAAAUACAAUCAGUGAAUCAUUUCUAUUGCGUUACUAAAAUGUAACCCUCCCGAUGACUGCGGUGGCGUGUUCUUCACAUCGUCCUCCCCAAGUACGAAGUGCCUUCUGCAGAGCGCGACGUCCAACCACAGCAGCAGAUUCUGUCAGCAGGAAAAGUCUCUUAGCUUCAAAAAGGAAAAGUUUUUUUUUUGAAGUAUUGUCGGCCCACACCUGAAAUACACCUGCUGCCAUUUGUUGCAUCAUCUUUGAAAUAGGUACGGUCAAGGUGGUUCUUUCUAUCAUAAGUCCGUCUGUUAAAGAAAAUGUCAUUUUAUAGGAUUCCCAAUUACAGUAUAGGUGUAAAUGACAAGCAUAACGGCGGUGUUAAACUUAAGGUAGCAAAGCAGUCUUUUUUUUUUUUCUUUUCUCUCUCUCUUUCAAUGUCUCGUCCUGGUUUUAUAUCUAGAAAUCCAGUAAAGAGGCCGACGCGAUUCCCUCGCAGCUGGAAAAGUACAAGCACAUUUGCUUUAAAGCGCAGUUUGCAGCACUCAGUUUGUAUUUGUUAUUUAGAGAAAUCUUUUCCGAUAAAGGACUGGAGGUGUUGCUGGGAUGGUGAUAAAACGUUUUAAUCAUCAGUAAUUAAAAAAAAAAAAAAUUACAAAAUUGGAUUGAAAAUCAAUUAAAUAAAUAGAUUUGGAAGAUUUGGAACAAGAAAUAAUGAAUUGUUGAAUUAUACAAUUUUAAAAAACCCUGUUCUUGAAAAAAAUUUAAGCCUCAAUUUACAAAUUCAUUCAGGAUCUUUGCUGCAUUCAAGGACCGGAUUUGCAUCGUUUUGCCUGCUUUUCUCAGCUCAGCGCCCAAAGUGUCACAGAAAAGGUGAAACACAGACCAAAUCCAGGAGGUAAACGAUUUAGAAAAUAUCUAGAGAGGUUCUGAAAUGUAAAUGUAUAAUUUUAUUACAUUGUGUUAGUUAUUAUAAAUUAAUUGAAUAUAAAUAUACAGUUUGCAAUCCAGUUUUGUGAUCCAUUUCUGAUGAUCAGAAAGCUUUAUUCCCACCGACACCUCUGGUCCUCCGUAUUAACGAGUCCCAAAGUUCCCGUCAUCAGAGAGUCGCUGGCGCGAGAUCAGAACCUGACGCGUCCGGGACAGUAUUUAUCUCAGAAGGACCGUUGUCGACACAUCUGGCCUCGUUUAUGCCCUUGUUGUCUCCAGUCUUAGUCCAUAUGUGGUUCAAUAUACGUGUAUUAGUCCCACUGCACCCGGGGGCGUAGUUACAGAUACGACCAGAGAAAUCUUUGUUGAUUGUGCUCAUUUACUGUUUUUGUUGUUUACUGUGGUCAUGCACUGGUUUGUAGAGGUGUCAUGAAGAUUUCUGUUCUCGUUACAUGAUUGUACCCACGAUGUUCUGUGUUUUAUCAGUUUUUACGUUAAUAGCACUUUGAAUACGAGUGUAGGACUACAGUUUUCACUGAAUGUACAUAUGUAAUGUUUUUGAUGAUGAAAAAAAAUAA
Cololabis saira (Pacific saury) is the source of this 4968-nucleotide messenger RNA. RefSeq names its product docking protein 6 (gene dok6). The transcript is spliced from 8 exons. Gene Ontology annotation, cellular component: cytoplasm. Lineage: Eukaryota; Metazoa; Chordata; Actinopteri; Beloniformes; Belonidae. The coding region runs from base 214 to 1209 and encodes 331 amino acids. Gene Ontology annotation, biological process: cell surface receptor protein tyrosine kinase signaling pathway; positive regulation of MAPK cascade. The record is from RefSeq and is a predicted model, not a curated record.